UAAAUUAAUUUCAAUCAAUUAAAAUAAUCAGUUUUACAAGCCCACAAACCCCUCCCCUCUUCCUAUAAAUACCCCCCUCAUUUCUCCUCUACAACCUUCUUUCGCCAAUUUUGUGAACGCUCCGUAAAGAUUGUUUUGAACGAGACCAAAUUCACGCCUGAAUCCAGAUCUAGGGUUUUGUAACCUUUUUUUAUUUAUAAUUUCAUAUAGAAUUUGGGGGAAUUGGAUUUCGAACAAUCGUUUCUAUGUUUCACCGUGAAAUUUUAUGACGGCUAUAUUGAUGCGUCGGAUUAGAAUACUACACUCCUUCUCGGUAGUAUUCCUAUACUGGUUCUAUGUGUUUUCAUGAACUAGCCCUCUAAUUCCCAUCAAACCCUAAUUUCGUGCCUUCACAAAAUCGAAUUUCACCCACCAAAAGAAAAUCCCCUGAAUUUUUCCGGAUCACAAACAAGUUCGACACCCACCCCAAUCAAAUUCUUCAUUCAUUUUCGAGGAAAAUGUCUUCGAAACAACAGCCGACAAGCCCAGGUUCCGACAUGGACGAGAGAAAGAGAAAGCGCAAAUUAUCCAACCGCGAAUCCGCGCGCAGGUCUCGUAUGAGGAAGCAGCAGCACUUGGAUGAGAUGAUUGCGCAGGAGACUCAGAUACAGGAGGAGAACAAGAAGCUGAGGCAAAUGAUUGACAGUGCAUCGCAGCUGUACAUCAAUUUCGCAUCCGACAAUAACGUGCUGAGGGCUCAAGUGACUGAGCUGACCGACCGCCUUCGAUCUCUGAAUUCUGUGCUCCAAAUCGCGUCCGAAGUGAGCGGCCUUGCGUUUGAUAUUCCGGAUAUUCCGGAUACUCUGCUCGAGCCGUGGCAGCUGCCUUGCCCUAUCCAACCCAUAGCUGCUUCUGCAGAUAUGUUCCAAUACUGAAAAAUUGUUGGAAUUUGGAUCUUGAAGGGAUGUAAUAUGCCUAUUCUUCUUUGUUGGUUUGUGUUGAUUAGUGUUAGUUAUGAUAUUUAAGAUGAUGUUUGUUUAGGAUAUUAUUAUAUGUGGUUGUCUUUGGGUUGAAUAAUGUUUGAAUUUGGAUCUCGUGUAGCUAUGGUUGUCGAAUGUUGAAUAUAUUUUUGUAGUAUGUGAUUUACUCCGUCGCCGCAGGAUGCGUACACAAUAAACGGAUUUUGCAUCGAUUUUUAUAGUUGUAUUUGAGCUUUGUAAGACGUUGUGUUUUUGUAAUGGAUGUUUUCGAUGA
Messenger RNA from Erythranthe guttata (spotted monkey flower), 1233 nucleotides. RefSeq names its product basic region/leucine zipper motif 53 (gene BZIP53). NCBI's taxonomy places the organism in Eukaryota, Viridiplantae, Streptophyta, Magnoliopsida, Lamiales, Phrymaceae. Gene Ontology annotation, molecular function: transcription cis-regulatory region binding; DNA-binding transcription factor activity. The record is from RefSeq and is a predicted model, not a curated record. Gene Ontology annotation, cellular component: nucleus. Gene Ontology annotation, biological process: positive regulation of DNA-templated transcription.